GCCGAUGCUGCCCCCUUUCCGCUCCAUUCCACGUCGCCUGGCGCUGCAACCAGCACAUGUAGUUUCCGCUUGCAGCCCUGCGGACUAGGAGACCCCCGCUUGCCCCUGAGCUGCCAGGGCCCGCACGGCUCCCAGCGUGUCGACAUGGGAAAAUCCUUUUCUCAUUUGCCUUUGCAUUCAAAUAAAGAAGAUGCCUAUGCUGGACACAUACCAGGUGAAACCAUGAGUAAUGGAUUGGUUAGUAAUGAAGUCCAUAAUGAGGAUGGAAGAAAUGGAGAUGUCUCUCAGUUUCCAUAUGUGGAAUUUACCGGAAGAGAUAGUGUUACUUGCCCCACUUGUCAAGGAACAGGAAGAAUUCCUAGGGGACAAGAAAACCAGCUGGUGGCAUUGAUUCCAUAUAGUGAUCAGAGAUUAAGGCCAAGAAGAACAAAGUUAUAUGUGAUGGCAUCUGUGUUUGUCUGCCUGUUCCUUUCUGGAUUAGCUGUUUUUUUCCUUUUCCCUCGCUCUAUUGAUGUGAAAUACAUUGGUGUAAAAUCAGCCUAUGUCAGUUAUGAUGUUCAAAAGCGUACGAUAUAUUUAAAUAUCACAAACACACUAAAUAUAACAAAUAAUAAUUACUAUUCUGUUGAAGUUGAAAACAUAACUGCACAAGUUCAGUUUUCAAAAACAGUUAUUGGAAAAGCACGCUUAAACAACAUAACCAAUAUUGGCCCUCUAGAUAUGAAACAAAUUGAUUACACAGUACCUACUAUCUUAGCAGAAGAAAUGAGUUACAUGUAUGAUUUCUGUACACUGGUAUCCAUCAAAGUACAUAAUAUAGUACUCAUGAUGCAAGUUACUGUGACAACAACAUAUUUUGGACACUCUGAACAGAUAUCCCAGGAGAGGUAUCAGUAUGUCGACUGUGGGAGGAACACAACUUACCAGUUGGGACAGGCUGAAUAUCUAAAUGUGCUUCAGCCACAGCAGUAAAAAAUGAGCAAGAAGCAGGAAAAGAAGAAAUAUCUGCUGGUAUUUUUUUCUGAACUCUCAAACAUGAGGUACUUCUUAAUAGGAGAUCUUAAAUUUAACAAACCUAAAGUUUAUACUCCUGUUUUAAGAGUACAGUUAAAAACAUGUAGGCAUGCAGUUGUUACAACUCUACAGUCUGUGUUAUUUUUAAACUAGGAUUUUUUAUUUUAAUCUCAAUCACUGAUUGGUUUUCUUCUCCCUCCUGUUCCCAGAGGUGAAAACUGAAAUUUUCCUAGUAAAACUAUAGAUAAUUAAAAGUUACAGCUCCAGUCACUGUGGGAAAUAUGAUUUUAACAUGAAACAUGAACAUAAUUUGUGAACCUUUAUUCCUGAAUCUUUUUAUAGCCUAUUACUAAGACUAAUUCCUGGAAGACAUUAAAAAUAAUCUUAAUUCCUGUUUUAUAAAUUCUCAUUAUUUUAACUUUCAUCUGAACACUAGUUUUCUUUUUAAAAUAUUUUACUGAUUUCAUGUUUUGUCAGUCUUAUUUUAACCCAGUGUUUGUACAGUACUUAUGAACUAAAAUAAUAUUUGCAAUAUUCUGUUUUAAAAAAUUUUUAAAAGCAUCUAACUAAUGUAUGUCUUUUUAUGUUACAGUUUUGUGAAGUUUCUGUGUAAUCAUAAUAAUUUAAUGUAAAAUACUGUAAAUAAACUGCAUGGCAUUUAUAUAGCUUUACUAAAUGUUACAUAAAUUGUUAAAAACUGUUGUUGCUCAUAAAUAGGAAAAAUGAAAUUCAGAAACCUAAAGAAUGUGAAUAUGGCUUCAUUUGCAUAUUGGGUUAGACAUAAAGUGGAUUUGAAAAAAAAAAUUUUAUGUUCUGCUUUUUAAAAUCUUGCUUUUCAUACUUGAGAAUAUAAAGAUACUUAUUCUUAACAGCUUUUAGGUUCCUAGAUCAUCAGUUUUAUUAAGUGUUGUAGCGGAAAAAAUAAUGGUAGAAUUAUGCAAGGAAGGGGCUAGGUGUUGGCACACCUGGUUGAGCGCCCAUAUUACAAUGCUCAACGGUCCAGGUUCAAGACCCCAGUCCCCACCUGCAGGAGGAUAGCUUUGCGAGUGGUGAAGCCAUUUUACAGUUGUCUCUGUCUCCUUAUUACCUCCUUCCCUCUUGAUUUCUGGCUAUCUCUAUCCAAUAAAUAAACAUAAUAAAAAUUUU
This is a messenger RNA of Erinaceus europaeus (western European hedgehog), 2160 nucleotides long. It is a transcript of the gene TMEM106B, whose product is annotated as transmembrane protein 106B. Lineage: Eukaryota; Metazoa; Chordata; Mammalia; Eulipotyphla; Erinaceidae. The record is from RefSeq and is a predicted model, not a curated record. Bases 145 to 972 code for a protein of 275 amino acids. Gene Ontology annotation, cellular component: lysosomal membrane. The transcript has 8 exons. Gene Ontology annotation, biological process: lysosome organization; lysosome localization; lysosomal transport.